[Candida] anglica is the source of this 636-nucleotide messenger RNA. Lineage: Eukaryota; Fungi; Ascomycota; Pichiomycetes; Serinales; Debaryomycetaceae. The record is from the annotation of a GenBank genome assembly.
AUGGAUGAAGAAACAGCUGAAAGGGUGAUCAAGGUGUCUAUCUUCACCCCCUUGAUCUAUGUGGGUGUUCUCAUGUCAUGUUUCAUAGCGUUUUCUGUCAUCUAUAGAAAGAAGAAGUUACAGAAACUCACCACCAUAGAACCUAUUUUCCCAGAAAACCAUACCCUGUCACUCUACCAGUUCUUGAAGCUGCAGUACGUCAACCCAGACGUGGCCAAGGAGAACAAGCCGCACGAAAGAGUCAUGAAGGCUGCCCUUUUGAGAAGAGGCGUGGAGGCAAUCAGAAGAUCAUUGAAGUUGAAGGAAGUUGAACCAGUAUUCAACAAGCUCUAUCAAGACGGACUCAUUGGAGACGACGUGUUUAAGAACUUCCAAUUCCAAGCCCAGUUCCAAGAAUUGGAAAUCAAGGAAAUCGUCCAAGAAUGUGAAACAUACAAGAAGGGAUGGGUGCAACAAUUUUUCCCAGUGGCACAAGAAAUUUGCUUCAAUGAAGCAUUGAGAAGAAGAUUGGCUGCCAUGGAUGAAAGAUCAAAGACCCUCUCCAUUCAAUGGCAAUACUUUGUUGAACAGAGUGAAUCUCCAAAGAAGGAAGCCUCACCAGUUCCUGAAAAGAAGCCUGGGGCUAUCAAGGCGUAA